This is a messenger RNA of Melospiza melodia melodia, 5302 nucleotides long. RefSeq lists its product as uncharacterized. The transcript has 17 exons. The record is from RefSeq and is a predicted model, not a curated record. The coding region runs from base 201 to 4559 and encodes 1452 amino acids. NCBI's taxonomy places the organism in Eukaryota, Metazoa, Chordata, Aves, Passeriformes, Passerellidae.
UUUCAGGGGUAUCAAGGAAAGAUUUCAGAGAGUCAGAAAAUGCACAUGAGAGAGGAAAAAAAGUUUUACGAAGACAGCGUUUGUCCUCUGGUGUGCAAUGGAAAGACCAGGUUGAGGAAAGAAAGGAAACUGAAGAAUCCCCUGGGACGUUAGUGACUCCUCCUGGCAACUUCAGCCUGCAUGAAGGCUCAAUAAGGGAGAUGUCUAUCCUCCUGAACUUAUACCAGAGCAUGGCAAAUGCCCAUGUGCUUACCAGACAGACAACUGUCCCCCUGGAAGAGUUACCUUGGACAGAGCUUUGUGCACUCUUGCAUGAGAAUGUUGAAGCCCUGACCUUGAACUUCCACAAGGCUAAUGAGAGGAUAUCUCACCUAGAACAUACUUGCAAGCAAAAGACUGACACUAUGAACAACCUUCUGCAGAACCAGGAGGAUGCUUUUAAGAAAAUGUCUGAACAGUUUAAAGCACAGGAACAUUUAUGGCAGAAAGAAAAGCAAUAUCUUGAAGAGCAGUACUCAAAUCGCCUUGCAGAAAUUCAAGCCAGAGCACAGGAAUGUGAAGAAAGGGAGCAGAAAAACAGGCAAAAACUGUAUGGCCUUGAACAAAUGUGCGCACAACUGACCCAGGAAAACAAUUCCAUGAAAAAUACAUUAUCAAGUGGUCACAAGGAGUGCUCACCGCUGCUGGCAGCCUGUGCGCUGCUGUCAGGGGCCCUGUGCUCUCUCUAUGGCCGACUGUGCACUAUGCCUUGCCAAAGAGACAUUCUCCAGGAACAGAUGAACCAGCACCAAUUAUUGAACCAGAAGAUCAUCAGCCUCCUUUAUGCUCUCCCUACUGUGGUGGAAAGAAACCAAGACGAAGGCAGGCUGAGGCAGAGAAGAACCAAGAACCUGGUUUAUGUGUUCCGAAGAGCUGUGAUUGCAGUUCUGGCUGCUAACAGGCUGAGAGCUCUGGCCCGAUAUUCUUGUACCUUUUUUGUCUGGACGGAUGGCUCCAGAGGAAGCACUGGAAUUCAAGUUUGUGUGGGAGAAUCCAGAGGCAGGCAUCCUGUGCCACGUUUUGGAGAGGAAGGAGUUGACUGUAUGGAAGCACUUCAGUGGUUGACUAGCUCUAACCUCUAUACUGCAAUAAUCGGUUCCAUCUCGGAACUGCAGGAUGUUCUCAACAACCAAGAUGCAGAGUCCUGGCUUUCUGGACACUCACUUAUCGGUGCAGCCAGGAACUGCUUCGCAAAACUGAUGGACAGCCUGAGCGUACUGAUGGAGACAGUUCAACGGAACGCUUGUGGGUAUAGACCUUACCUGGAGAGGGACUCCCUGAUACAGAGGCUGGCUCGUGGGCUCCAGAGAGUAAAUGCCCAGGCCCUGGAAGCUGGAUUGUAUGACAGACUGCCCAGCACAAGAAACAUAGCAAUCUUGCAGCAAGAAAUAUUUGGAUUUUUACGAAGGCUUCAUGCAGCAGAGGUAGAGUCCCACUCACUGCACCUGCAGCUUGCAGAAUGCGGAUGGGCUUUCAGUGAGAUGCAGAAAGAUGCUGAAGAAGCCUGCAGACUGCAAGAGCAAUUAAAUGAACUUCAGCGUAGAAUCAACCAAGACAAUAUACAUAAGGAGUUAGAUAAUGCUUUGCAGCAUGAGCAUGAGGCAAAAUUGCUUCUACAAGAACACCAGCGACGGAUUCAGGAGCUGACUAAUACACUGGAAUUGCACUCAUGUGCCAACAAAGAUAGAAGCCAAGUCUCCAAUGUACCUCUGAUGAGCCUCUCUAAUGCAGCGGAGGAGCUGAGGAGAGAAGACAAAGUUCUGGAUCACCAGAAUAGACUCCUGAAAGACCCAGAGCAGUACCGGCAGCGGCUGCAGGAGACUCUCCAGGAGGCAGAACGUGCCAUCCAGGAACAGGGAGCAAUAGAUGAAGAGUUGAUCAUUAAUCAUGUGAAAGCUGUGGAGGCCACCCCGAAUGAGGUCAGAGAAGAGGCUGUGGCAUCAGAUGCUGCAGCAGCCAUGCCACUCCCCAGCCUGAAGACCCUUUCAGAGGAAGCAAUGAGAGACAGGCCAGAGGCUAGAUCAUUCCAGAACAUGUUUAGACGUCUUUGGGAUCUCUACUCACUGGCAGCUGCCGGAGUUGAAGCAUUAAGAACAGGAAGACAAUCUUCAGAGGCUCACGUUGAAUCUGAAGCAGCUUUUGUGCCUCUUGUUCCUGCUACUGAUGAAUCUUCACACUCCCACAUCGACUCUGAAGCAGAGGGGUCACCACCUCCUGCUUCACCUCCACCACCACCUCCUCCUCCUGCUCCUGUUGCUGUUCCUGUCACUGCUCCUGUUCCUCUGGCAGCCAGUAGUCCUCCUGCUCCACCUCAUGAUGAUCUUCUUCAGCCUCACAUUUCACCCCAGGCAGCUGGUAGAGCUCCUGCUCCUACUCCUGCUCCUGCUGCACACAGGGGAGAGCUUAGAACCGAUACUGUCUCUGGAACCGACACAACAUCCAGUGUGGCAGCAGACAGAACUAUGCCUGUAUCCAGCAUACCUACCAGUGUGGUACCACAUGGAACGCCCAGUCUGUAUGAGACUGACAGACUCUCCAGUGUGGCACCAGACAGAACUGUGCCUGUAUCCAGCGUACCGUCCAGUGUGGUACCACGUGGAAUGCCCACUCUGUAUGCGACUGACAGGCUCUCCAGUGUGGCACCAGACAAAACUGUGCCUGUAUCCAGUGUACUGUCCAGUGUGAUACCACGUAGAACGCCCACUCUAUAUGCGACUGACAGGCUCUCCAGUGUGGCACCAGACAGAACUGUGCCUGUAUCCAGCGUACCCUCCAGCGUGUUACCACGUGGAACGCCCACUCGGUAUGCGACUGACAGGCUCUCCAGUGUGGCACCAGACAGAACUGUGCCUGUAUCCAGCGUACUGUCCAGUGUGAUACCACGUGGAACGCCCACUCGGUAUGCGACUGACAGGCUCUCCAGUGUGGCACCAGACAGAACUGUGCCUGUAUCCAGCGUACCGUCCAGUGUGGUACCACGUGGAACGCCCACUCUGUAUGCAACUGACAGGCUCUCCAGUGUGGCACCAGACAGAACUGUGCCUGUAUCCAGCGUACCGUCCGGUGUGGUACCACGUGGAACGCCCACUCGGUAUGCGACUGACAGGCUCUCCAGUGUGGCACCAGACAGAACUGUGCCUGUAUCCAGCGUACCCUCCAGCAUGAUACCACGUGGAACACCCACUCUGUAUGCAACUGACAGGCUCUCCAGUUUGUCACCAGACAGAACUGUGCCUGUAUCCAGCGUACCCUCCAGUGUGGUACCACGCAGAACACGCACUCUGUAUACAACCGACACAUCAUCCAGUGUGACACCAGACAGAGCAAGUGUUGGAUCAUCAAUGGACAUAUCCUCCCACAGGAUAUCCGACAGAAGUUACAGUUCGUCUGCAAGCAACAUACCCUCCAUUGUGACACCAGACGGAACAGGUUUUGGAUCAUCAGUGGACAUAUCCUCCCAUGGGAUAUCCGACAGAAGUUACAGUUUGUCUGCAAGCAACAUGCCCUCCAUUGUGACGCCAGACAGAACAGGUUUUGGAUCAUCAAUGGACAUAUCCUCCUAUGAGAUAUCCGACAGAAUGUACCCUCUGUCUCCAACUGACACAUUCUCCAGUGUGACACCAAGCAGAACAGGUUUUGGAUCAUCAAUAGGCAUGUCUUCCCAUGGGGCACUUGACAGAAUGUACCCUCUGUCUCCAACUGACACACUCUCCAUUCUGACACCAGAGAAAGCAGGUUAUGAAUCAUCAAUGGACAUGUCCCCCCAGGGAGUACGCAACAAAAUGUACAUUCUGUCUCCAUCUGACAAAUUCUCCAUUGUGACAUCAGAGAAAAAAGGUCUUGGAUCAUCAAUGGACAUGUCCCCCCGUGGGGUACAUGACAGAAUAUACACUCCAUCUGCAUCCGACACACUCUCCAUUUUGACACCAGAGAAAAAAGGUUUCGGAUCAUCAAUGGACAUUUCCUCCCAUGGGAUAUCCGACACAAUGUACCCUCUGUCUCCAACCGACACAUCCUCCAGUGUGACACCAAGCAGAACAGGUUUUGGAUCAUCAAUGGACAUAUCCUCCUAUGGGACACACGACAGAAUGUACCCUCUGUCUCCAACCGACACAUCCUCCAGUGUGACACCAAGCAGAACAGGUUUUGGAUCAUCAAUGGACAUAUCCUCCCAUGAGAUAUCCGACAGAAGUUACAGUUGGUCUGCAAGCAGCAUACCCUCCAGUGUGACAUCAGACUGUCCAAUAUGUCCACCAAUGACCCAAAACCUAAGUACAAGUUUUGGAUCAUCAAUGGACAUAUCCUCCCAUGCGAUAUCCGACAGAAGUUACAGUUUGUCUGCAAGCAACAUAUCCUCCAGUGGGACACCAAGCAGAGCAAGCAUUGGGUCAUCAAGGGACACAUUCACCAACCUGACACCAACUAGAAACAGUACUGGAUCAUCAGUGGGUGCAUCCUCCCAUAUGACAGGGAGCAGAACUGGUACUGCAUCUUCAGUCAACAAAACCACACGGAACUAGUUCUUUGCCUUCAGUGAAGUCUUUCAGCCUGAAGGUCUUACCCAGCACCAGAAGAAAUCAGGGAAUUUAAUUAUUGGAUGUGACAGUUUUCUUGAGCAAUAUCCUAGCUUCUCUUCAGAAGAAAAAAAAAAAAAUCCAUCAAUGUAAAAGGACCUAAUUAAAGUACAAUUAAAAAAGGAGUAAUUAAAGUACCAACCUUUAUAUUGUAGUUCAGUGUAUGUAGUUUUGGUUGUGACAGCUAUAGGUGGCCUAAAGCUUCACAGAUUAUGUGGCAUAACAAGACAGCAACUCAACCAGCCUAAUCCAUUGGAUAGUAGAAGCAAACAAGUCCCCGGGUGUGUUACUGAUAGGUUGGAUUCAACUUCAAACAGGGGACUUCAGCCAAUCCCUUUGAACAAUGAAUGCACCCAUAUCAUUGGCCAGUGAGCUGGUGGAGCUAAGACCCUUGUCCAAUCAGCUAUGUAAGAGUGGGAAAUUUGAAGGCCCUGUAGAAGAGGAUGCCUUUUGUUGGUUUUCCCAGCUUUUACAGAGAGGGGGCAACUGAGAGGCAUUUAAAGAGAUUUCAUUCCAUUAUCAGUCUCGAUGAAUAGUGAGACACAAGAGAUGUAAAUCUCAACGCCAUUCCUUCAGAAGCCAACCUAUUUCCUGGUUACAAUACCUUAUAAAUGGUUUUCAACCUAUUAGCUUUUGCCCCACAAUGCUGCUCUUAACUCUAACACCAAUCACCUCUAUUUUUCCCCAUA